GCAACAUCAUCAUCCUAUUCCGUCUCCCUCGCGGCCGGUAUUGAACCACUUCUGCAUAUACCCGUACACUACCCCUUCAUUACCCCUUCACGACCUCGAACACGAUAUUUAUCCUCCAUAAUAAUGUCCCUACCAUAACCGCACCGAAGUGACCCAAUUUGUACGAGUCCACCAGAGUAAAUGAGCUUCCUGUUACCUCUUUUGUCGCGGCGCAUGCCGACGCGACGGGUGUCCAUACGAUAGGAUGCCACCCCCCUCCAACCUUCGAGUCUCCGUGCAGUGGAAACAACCGGCAAUAUUCGCUGGAGAGGAUGUCGAAUGUAUCAUUACCUUCAAGAAUGUUGCCCACACGCCGGAAGACAGACCAGUCGGCCCUCCAACAAGACCGAACGGCGUUGAGAUACCACGAUACAAAGCUAGUCGACGAGACCGACCGCAAUCACACACCCGCAAUUCUUCGCUGAAUUCGCAAUUCUCUAUUCCUGUUGGCCGUGGGCAUCGGCCGACACUGUCGGUUCAAACGGCUUCUGCUCGUGCACCGAACGGGUCAAUCGCGGAGAGUGCCGAAACCCCCCUCAGUUCCGCUGCGACUCCACGGCCCAACCAUGGCCGUUCACUAUCAAUUAUCUCUCUAGGAUCGCAGAGCAAUGGCGUAAAUAGCUCGGGGCAACCGGUUGAAACAAGCAGGUCUCGGAAACGGAACCAUGGUCGGUCAUCAAGCGCCCAGCUUGUUUCCAGCCAUGCGUCCACAGGUCCACACGCUGGGCAGCGUGGUACCCCUCAGACCUCUCACCAAGGAACACCUCCAGUAAUCCGCGAAGAUCGGGACGAGGUCUCUGAAUCGUUAGCAUCAGAACUAGACGCUGUUUCUGGGCAGGAUUGGGGUGAGCCAAGGUACAAUGGACCUCCCCCAAUCCACACCGACUUUAAAUUCCCUCCUUCAACGUCUCCGAUACCGAGUAUCGAAUCGAAGGCGCUGGCGCCGGCGCCUGAAAUCAUUACGCCGGAAUUCCCCUUGACGCCGCACUCAAGACCCCGAUCCCCGCGAUCCAGCCACAUUCCUCAGUCUUCGCCGUCAGUGAACCCCAUCGCACGGAUUCUCUCCGGAACAAGUGUUGCGGAGACGCCAAGGAGUAGCAUGGACGUUUAUUCCAUGAGCAAUCAUUCGAGCGAGACACUGAUUUCCGAAUAUGCCCCUCACCCAUCGGCUCGGCUUCUCCCCCGGGCCUUACGGCUACCUCGAAUAGCGACACAGCCGCCGAAAGCGUCUCAACCGGAGGUUCUUAUGAUGGGCUAUGCCCAGGUUAUAGGAUCAUUCACAGUCGACGGUGCCAUAAUCGACCAAGAACCUUUCGAGGAGGUGAAACGGAAGGGCGUAGUUGGUGGCUACGGUGGAGGUGGUGUCGUGGGAAUCCAUUCAUCCAAAACCGACAGUGGAAUCUUUGGCGGUUUCGGCUGGGGAAGCAUUGGGGAAGGACUUGGUAGUCUUCUCCGGCCUGGGGAGCAGAGCAGUAUCAAAGACAUGCGAGGCAUUGCAAGCUCGAAGAGCGUGCCUUUACUAACCACACCUCAAUCCAUCCUGUUUGUGGAUGAUCGGUUGGCGCCCGGCCAGUCUCGGACAUAUUCGUAUAGCUUCACGUUACCGAAAGGCCUUCCUCCCAGUCACAGAGGCAGGGCCAUUAAAAUCUCCUAUCGUCUUGUCAUAGGCACCCAACGGCCCGGAUCAACCAGAGACCAACAGGUCCGAUCUGUGGAAGUGCCGUUUCGGGUGCUUGGCAGUGUCAACUCUCGAGGCGAAGUGUUGGGGCACGAUUUGAUGUCACCUUACAUUAUUCUUCGGGAUCAAGCGAGAACAUCGCCGAUGGAUCCCGCGUCCCCAUCGCAACCACUAGCCCCGCGGAUAAAAAAGAAAGGGCAAGACUCCACUCAAGCUGAAUUUAUGGAGUAUGUGGGCGGUCUACUCGACAAGCCACGACAGAACUCCAGUAUAGGGUUAUUAUCUCCAACAGAGCACGGUAACCGCCGGCUAUCCCGUGCAGAGGAACCACAAAACGCCAACGAAGCGGUUGCCCUGGCGAUCAUGAGGAGUAAUGCAACUGGUUUCGGGAAUCAGAGCUCGAAUCGGUUCGAUAUCUCCCGAAGCGGGCGACGUGUCGCAACCAUUGUUCUCGUUCGCCCGGCAUUCCGGCUCGGAGAAACCGUCUCGGCAGUCGUGGAUUUCUCCGGGGCCGAUAUUCCGUCCUAUUUUAUCGAAGCAUCUUUGGAAACAUCUGAAGCGAUCGAUCAUACCAUUGCGCUUCGAUCGCCGACCAGCAUUCAUCGGGUGACGCGCAAGGUCUGGUCCACCUUGGCGGAAGUUGCCCUCUUUGCAUCGAGAGUGACGUUUUCCCCCACAAUACCCCGGACAGCGACGCCUGAUUUUGUUACGACGGGGGUCAGUCUGAAUUGGAUUUUGCGCUUUGAGUUUGUGACCCCCCGGUUGGUGAAUGAGUUUGGGGAAGAAGUACGCUGGGACAAAGUGCUGGAAGAGCUGUCGGAUGACGAUCGGGGGGGCAUUCUUGGUGCUACUGACCGGCUUCACUGCGAGAGUUUUGAAGUGACGGUCCCGAUCCGAGUCUACGGGUCCGUUGGCGAUGCAGAAGAAACAACUGAACCUGAGAGUCUUGUAGUAUAAUCUUGUGUAUAUUAGUUUUGAGCGUAAGCUGGUUACCCCAUGGCACAUAACGCCAUCUAUAAUAGAAGCAAAUGAUAUUGGUUGUUGAGACAC
Messenger RNA from Eremomyces bilateralis CBS 781.70, 2767 nucleotides. RefSeq names its product Rgp1-domain-containing protein. The transcript is spliced from 3 exons. The coding region runs from base 245 to 2674 and encodes 809 amino acids. NCBI's taxonomy places the organism in Eukaryota, Fungi, Ascomycota, Dothideomycetes, Eremomycetales, Eremomycetaceae. Gene Ontology annotation, cellular component: Ric1-Rgp1 guanyl-nucleotide exchange factor complex; Golgi membrane. The record is from RefSeq and is a predicted model, not a curated record. Gene Ontology annotation, biological process: retrograde transport, endosome to Golgi.